GAUAGAUAGAUAGAUAGAUAGAUAGAUAGAUAGACCAUGUAAGCAGAGGGUUAUAAUAUUUUUCUGUAAUCGUCAAUGGUCACACUUGGUUGAAUUCGCUUAAAAAAGUUACAGAGCAAUAUGCGUUUAUAUGUGCUUAAAUCUCCAUGUUCGGUGUCCGUGUGGGCUUCUGGCUUUCCGCUGUGUUAAACAAGAUUAUGGGAUGGAUGGGGAUGGGAUGUAGAGCUUUCUCCCAGCCCAACCACGGCGAGAGCGUAACGCAUAUUUGUCGGCUCGGAUGCAGCAGCAUCCUCUCAAAAGCACUGCUUCAGCACAGUCAGUCAGACUGUCUGAGCCCGUAUAGGAUGCUGUAGAUGUGCGGGAUCCAGCCCAGCAGUGCGAGCCGUCCAGGCGACGUUUCUGCUGAAAAGUCUCUCAACGAAAUGUAAUUUAGACCGCAUGGGAUCAGCUGUAAGAAUAAAGAAGGAGUAAAAAAAAAAAAAAAAAAGAAAAGAAAAAACUCUCUUCGAUUUCCUCGUUUUCAACUUGAUUCCGGAGCAAUGGGAGUCGUCGAUGCAUCUCCACACCGGCUUCAGAAGUUGGACAGCCAGAGAUUUAAUUGCCAUGACUCUUGAAUUUGGACAAGAUUUCCAGCGCAGAAACCAAAAAGGUGGACUUCUCCUUUUGUGCAUGUGACGUGUGUUUGGAGGGUUUUUAUCUGAUCAACAUGUGGCACUUAAAUAACAGGCACCUUUAAUCUAUUUCUGAGCCAUGGAGGAAUAUUGAUUUCCGAAGAGCCCAUGGGUGCUACUUGUUAUUCACAGUAAUGGAAUGAAGACACUAUCUUGAUAUGAUGGAUGAUAGAUCCAGUAAGCUGAUUUUGGUUCCUAUUUUAGCGGUGCUUUUUGUUAUGAUAGGCUACCAGUACAUAUGUCCUGCAGGCAGCAAUUCAUGCCACUUUAAGACUGAGGAGAAAUUAAGAGGGGUGAGUCUACUUUCAUCCUCGUAUCAGGACAGCGAUGAUUUCUACAGAGAUCAAGACCUGGAGGAUGACAGCCCUGCCAAACUGCCGUCCAAAUUCAACUUCACCGAAAGAGACCUUGACAGACACGUGGAGUUCAACAUCAAAGGGGACGACGUGAUCGUGUUUUUGCACAUCCAGAAGACCGGGGGAACCACUUUCGGGAGACACUUGGUGAGGAAUAUUCGCUUGGAGCAGCCGUGCGACUGCAAGCCCGGACAGAAGAAAUGCACAUGUCACCGACCGGGGAAAGAGGAGUCCUGGCUCUUCUCCCGGUUCUCCACCGGCUGGAGCUGCGGGCUGCACGCAGACUGGACCGAGCUAACGAACUGUGUGCCCGUCAUUAUGGAUAAGAAGGAGGCCCAGAGGAAUAAAAGGAACUUCUACUACAUCACCAUGCUGCGCGACCCAGUCUCCCGCUACCUGAGCGAGUGGAAACACGUCCAGCGAGGAGCCACAUGGAAAACCGCCCUCCAUAUGUGUGAUGGACGCUCGCCCACCCAAGACGAGCUGCCCACCUGCUACAGCGGGGACGACUGGUCCGGUGUCACCCUGACAGAGUUCAUGAACUGCCCGUCGAACCUGGCCAAUAACCGUCAGGUCCGCAUGCUGGCCGACCUGAGCCUGGUGGGCUGCUACAACCUGUCCUCCAUGAACGAGAGCCAGCGCAAUGAAAUCCUCCUGGGCAGCGCCAUGAGCAACUUGAAGAACAUGGCUUUCUACGGCCUGACCGAGUUCCAACGCAAGACGCAGUACCUGUUUGAGCGGACGUUCAGCCUGCGCUUCAUCUCCGCCUUCACUCAGAUCAACAGCACGCGAGCCGCUAACGUGGACCUGAGCGAGCUCGUGCGCAGACGGAUCGAGGAGCUCAACUUCUUGGACGUGCAGUUGUACGAGUACGCGAAGGACCUGUUCCUCCAUCGGUUCCAGUUCACCCGCCAGAGGGAGCACCAGGAAGUGCGCUUGAAGAGGCGCGAGGAGCGGCGUUGGCUGCGGGAGCAGAGGGAGCAGGGCAGGCCGUGGCCGACCAAACACAGAGGAGGCGGGAACAGAGGAGGCGGAGGGGGCUUGGAGAAGGAAACUGACAGUGAUUUUCCAACCACCACUGAGGACUACACAAGCCAAGUGGCCCAUUGGUGAGGCUUUGAUCCCAUAAAGAGAGAGGAGCAAGAGAGAGCAGCUGAUAGAGACUCCUCACAGACUAGUUGAAACCUUUCUUUUGACUCUCUCUUGCACAUCUUGCGUCUCUCUUUGUGUCUCACCAUUAAUCUGUCUCCUGCAUCUAUCUGUUUUGUCAGCUUCAGUGUGAUCCGAGUGCUCCGCAAUCUCUUUACGAAAACUGCCAAGUCUGUGAGUCUCACAGCAGCUCUGUCUUGGAGUGCCCCUUUGGUGUCUUAAAUCUUUAAAUGCUGUUCAUAUAUUUUGUCAUUUAAUUAUUGCCUUGGUUAUUUAUAUUUUGUUGAAUGAGAUUAUAAAUUGAGGGGGAAUAAGAAGAAAAAAAUCAAAAGAAGCUGCUAUAGAUUUUUUUAUUUUGACAAAAUUGCUGAACGUCAUUGAAUAUAUUGUCUACGUUGCAACUGGCAGAAAACAUAUUUCAACUGAGAGUUGUAGAAGAAGAACUGAUGGUUGCAUGUCACACAUCCACAUUAUACUUAAAAUUGGGAAGAAUGAUUUCCAAAAGAUAUACAGGGCAGAGUCAAAGUGAAUAAUGACCACAAUGUAUGCCUUUUAUUUUACUUUAAAGCCUCUCUUAAGACCACGUUGUAUGCAUGCAGUACCCAUCUUGAAAUCAAAUUAUAAAAGACUGUCUCUCAUGCUGAUAUUUUGUUUACAGUGCAAUAUACACUACCAGUCAAAAGUUUGGACACACCUUCUCAUUCAGUGUUUUUUCUUUAUUUUUACUACUUUCUACAUUAUAAGUACAUACUGAAGACAUCAAAACUAUGGAGCAAGAUAUAUGGAAUUAUGUAGCAAACACACAAUUGUGAAAGAACUCUAUGUUUUAUAUUUUAGAUUCCUCAAAGUAACCACCCUUUGCUUUGAUGACAGCUUUUGCAAACCAUCGAUCUUCUCUCAAUGAGCUUCAUGAGGUAGUCACCUGAAAUAGUUUUCACUUCACAGGUGUGCCUUGUCAAGGUUAAUUUGUGAAAUUUCUUGCCUGCUUAAUGGGGUUGGGACCAUCAGUUGGGUUGUGCAGAAGUCAGGUUGGUACACAGUUGUGACAGCCCUAUUUGACAACUGUUAGAAUCCAUAUUAUGGCAAGAACCAAACAGCUAAGUAAAGAGAAACCACAGUCCAUCAUUACUUUAAGAACUGAAGGUCAGUCAGUCCAGAAAAUUGCAAAAACUGUGAAUCCCCAAGUGCAGUGGCAAAAACCAUCAAGCACUAUGAUGAAACUGGCUCACAUGAGGACCACCCCAGGAAAGGAAGACCAAGAGUCACCUCUGCUGCUGAGGAGAAGUUCAUCCGAGUCACCAGCCUCAGAAAUGGCAAGUUAACAGCAGCUCAGAUUAGAGCCCAGAUAAAUGCUACACAGAGUUCUAGUAGCAGACACAUCUCUACAUCAACUGUUCAGAGGAGUCUGUGAAUCAGACCUCUAUGGUCAAAUAGCUGCUAAGAACCCACUAGUAAGGAAAAGCAACAAGCAGAAGAGAUUUGUUUGGGCCAAGAAACUCAAGGAAUGGACAUUAGACCAGUGGAAAUCUGUGCUUUGGUCUGAUGAGUCCAAAUUUGAGAUCUUUGGUUCCACCUGCCUUGUCUUUGUGCGACCAGAAAAGGUGAAGGGAUGGUCUCUACAUGCAUGUGUAACCAUGCACAGUCACAGUCUGCCACUGGCUGGUUCAAAAACCCCUCAACUCUGCGUUGUGUAAUUUUUAAUAAGGAAGUCGGAAGGCUGCGAUGUCUUUUUUUGUACCGUUUAUCAAUCAAGAUGGUCUGGGAUGAGAUGGACCAUAGAGUGAAGGCAAAAGGACCAACAAAUGUUCAGCAUCUCUGGGAACUCCUUCAAGACUGUUGGAAAACCAUUUCAGGUUCUACCUCAUGAAGCUCAUGGAGAGGAUGCCAAGAGUGUUCAAAGCAGUAAUCAAAGCAAAGGGUGGCUAUUUUGAAGAAUUUAAAAUAUAAAACAUGUUUUGACUUAUUUCACACUUUUUUUGUUUACUACAUAAUUCCAUAUAUGUUCAUUCAUAGUUCUGAUGCCUUCAGUGAGAAUCUACAAUGUAAAUAGUCAUGAAAAUGAAUAAAAAACCAUUAAAUGAGAAGGUGCAUCCAAACUUUGGACUGGCAGUUUAUAUUACGUUCUCAAGUGCAGUACCUCGCAGACUUUAACACUUCUCCCGAAAGAUGACACAAAGGCAGUCCCAUGGCAGUCAGACGGCACGCUGCUGAACAAAAUAACUUCAGUCUUUGCCUGUACUUUUUGGUUAGAACGACGUGUGAGUGGCGAAAAAGCAUAUUUUGCCAGUAAUGUAUUUUUGAAGUAGUGGGUUGCAGAGAUAAAAAGUUGGUAAAUAAUACAGGUGAUGAAAUGUGUCAGUGUGGCUGGUAUGUGGCCUGACUGUGAAUAAGUUGAUCAGCAUUCAGUGCUCAUGCCCCUCCCUGUCACACUGGCUGCUUUUACAUAUUUGUAGAGCUGACGGCAUCUGCACUGUGGGCAGUGAGAGCGCUCUAACAGCAGCAGAGUGCCGGGAUACAAAGAUGAGCCUCAAAGCAGAUAGACGAGAAAUAAAACAUUUCUGUCAUUCCCCUCCGCCUGAUAGUUUCCAGCCCCUCAAAUCCAGCUUGUUUUCAUCUGGUUAAAUAGGCUUCAGUGGCUGUGAUGCUUUUUAUGUCUCUUAUCUCUUAUUCACUCGCAGCCCUUUGCUUAUCAAAUGCUCCGUAAAUGUCAACACUGAAGUCACAUAGCGGCUGCUAUUGUAACAGUAAUUUCUCAUGUUUCUUCUCUGAUUGCAGUUGCUUAUAAAAUACCUCAUGUGGCACCGUUUUGCUUCGUUUUGUUCCGUCUCGUCUGAGUGAUCCGUCCAGCUGGGCAGUAAAUGUGUGGUUUGUGGUGUUUGGAGCUGCUGGGAGGUGUUUUGGGGGGCAACCGUCUGUAUGGAUGCACUAGUGUCUGUGUGAGAUUGAAAGUGUAUGGAUGGGUGGAUGAAUGGAUGGGGCACAGGAAAGAUGAGGUGCAUCACACAUAGAUAACAGCCAAUUGUUUCAAGUGUAGCUAACCCCAUUACAACUGAGUACUGAAUUGUCCUUUGCAUAAUAGAGCUCAUGUAACAUUCGUGAAGUAGCAGUGGAAUAUUAUAAUAAGAACAUCUAAUUUCAUAACAAGCCAUCGGUGAUAGGGCCCUUUUCAUCUAAAAAGCAUUAUAGUUCAAUGUAAAAAUCCCUCUGAAAUGUUUUGCCGUUUUGAGAGAAAUUUUCAAGCAGAGUAUAAAGUACUUUUAAAUUUUGUUAUAAUACAGCACUUUAGCAAAUGUGCUUUGCACCACUGAAUUUGAUUGACAGUGCUCUGGCGUUCCAACCCAGUCAGCAGAACAUAUAGAAGAAGCUCUCUCUUGAAAAGCAACAAAAACUGCUGCAAUUUUACCAGAUGAUUGCGUGUUCGUGUCAAAUGUUUACUUGCAAUGGAAUAUUUUUUUAAUGCUCUUUUCACAUAAACCGUCAUGACAUGUCACAGUAAGAAAAGCACGUGUGUAAAUAAUAAAACACAUAAUAACCAUAUUCCAUUUAUCUGCUUGUUUUCAAGGUCCUGCUAUCGUAACACCUGUGCUCUUCUUACUAUGAAAAUGUCUAUUGUAGCCAGUUGUAAUAGUGUUCCUUUGAAAAAUCUGAGCACCUCUUCAACCAAAUACGCAGUGAAAGCAUUUACCGUUAGUUCUAUUGCAGUUGAACUACGAGAAGAUUUCCUUUAGAAUGCCAAAAAGACAUGUUUGUUUUCCUUGGUAUCACUUUAUGAUACAGCCAACAGUUUACAAAGUGAUUUCACUGUGCAGUAUAAACAUAGGUACUGUGUAAGACAAUAAUGACUGCAGGAAACGAGGAAAUGCUGUAUAUAAUGUGGUACCAUUUUUUAAAGAAAGUUACAUGCAGCGCUGCUGUGUUGCAAAAUUACAAUGUUCCCCAGUGACAGAUGGCAAGAGCAGUAGAAAUGCCAUAUAGGUAUUAAUGAAACACUUGGAAAUGUGCUAGGAACCCAGGUUUUAUCCGUAUACAUAUGUGUGAGUGGUGGAGUGUGUGUGUGUAUGUGUGUGUGUUAUCAUUGAAUUAAUGUAAAUUCAAUAAAAUUCACAAGUCGUGCAUUCAUUGCCUGGAUAUAAUCGAAAAAAAUAUAUAUAGAUAAAAGCUCACUUUUAAAGGUCUCAUUUGUUCAUGAGCAAUUUUUCUCCUAGUUGCAGUUUGCCCUUUUUGUGCCGAGCUUUGUCUAUGCCAACCCUCUCUGCUUAUUACCUUUCUGGGCACAGAAAAUAUCAAAGUUCAACAGUUAAAGACUAAAACAUGAAAAUGCUGUUGAAAUUUAGGCUUCUCAUGUCUGUGAUUUCUACACAUUCGCUUCACCAAAUGGCGUCCUGCAAGACUUUCCACCCAUUAGAGAGGUGCAGUUCAGAUUAAGAUGUAAAUAAAGUGAUAAAAAAUAAAACAUGGAUUCGCGAUCAAAAUUAUACUGCCAUUCCCAGAAAUGUGUGACAUGCCACUUCUUUUAAAGGAGUUUAAUGAACAUGUACUGCCACUCCAUGAAAGCGCAUUUCUCUGAGAGCUGAUUUAUCUGUUUAUUUAAAUGGUUUUAACAGCUGAAGAAUGGCUUUGGCUGAUGGUAAUCAGUAAUGAUGUAGGACAGCGUUCUCGGUGUAAGAAUUUCUAUGUACAUAUUAAAAGUCUUGUGAUGAAAAGAACAAUCUAAAAGCCUUUCGGCGUGUUAUAUUUAAUCUGCCAGUUUUUCUUGUCAGACCUGAAAAAAUGAGUGAGUUCUGCUUAAACACAUCAGAAAUAAAUGCAUUGAAUGGCCAUGA
This is a messenger RNA of Amphiprion ocellaris (clown anemonefish), 6999 nucleotides long. It is a transcript of the gene hs6st3b, whose product is annotated as heparan sulfate 6-O-sulfotransferase 3b. Gene Ontology annotation, molecular function: heparan sulfate 6-sulfotransferase activity. Lineage: Eukaryota; Metazoa; Chordata; Actinopteri; Pomacentridae. The record is from RefSeq and is a predicted model, not a curated record. The coding region runs from base 830 to 2140 and encodes 436 amino acids. The transcript is spliced from 2 exons. Gene Ontology annotation, cellular component: membrane.